Messenger RNA from Temnothorax curvispinosus, 5404 nucleotides. RefSeq lists its product as uncharacterized. Gene Ontology annotation, cellular component: actin cytoskeleton; plasma membrane. Gene Ontology annotation, molecular function: actin filament binding. The record is from RefSeq and is a predicted model, not a curated record. NCBI's taxonomy places the organism in Eukaryota, Metazoa, Arthropoda, Insecta, Hymenoptera, Formicidae. The transcript is spliced from 18 exons. Bases 733 to 4395 code for a protein of 1220 amino acids. Gene Ontology annotation, biological process: actin filament bundle assembly.
AGCAAGAAGAGCGAGGUGUGCGGUGUUCAGUCUAACAACGGUUUGAUUGAUUUGGAUGAUCUAACCGCGAGUAACACCCAACUAAUCUCGUUGUGCGACGACGACGACGAUCUUGUACUCACAAACAAUACGCGUAACGAGCUCGAGGGCGACGACAAGAGCCUGCAGGAGUUGAUAGAGAGCGAGCUGGCGCUGAGGAUCUGCUCGAGCAGCACCGACGACGAAGCCGUCGAGGAAACCGAGAAUGUCGUCACCCAACCGGAGACGAUCAAGAGGAUCGUCCUGGACCGCCGGCAGGAUCCCGUCGACGUUAACGCGGGGUUCAUAGCGGCCGAGAGCGAACAUUAUUCCUUGAUCGAGGAACCGUACGGCCAUCGAAACGGUCAUGUGUCUCCACACGUCGACGUCGAGGUCGUGAAGCCAGAACCGGUGCGCUUCCACGACGAGGAAGAGGAUCAGGCGUUCGUCGAGCAGCCGGAAGCCGGCGUUGCGCCGAUAAUUAUUCAGAAAACGAACGAAAGCGAUCAGGAGUCGAGCCGCGACGAAGUCGUCGACGUUAGCAACGACAGCGAGUGUCGGGCGAUCGUCAAGGAAGUCGUACCUCCCACGGAUGAUCCAGAUUCUAGCAAUGUCACGAGCGAUCUCGUAGACGGACCGAGCUCCCAAUCUUUCCCGAUUCCCGCGAGUUGUCCCGUGGACAAGUACCAACGGGAGGAGGAACUGGUGCAGAAGAUGGCAGAUGACACGGAUCUGCUUCGCACCGAUGUCGAGCAGGAAAGGAAGAACGCGGACGUCGAUGUUCCGGACACGUGGAUCGAGCAGGCGCCACUUUCAGACGGCCAGCAGGCCGGUCAGUUCUCCGACAACUUCGACGAGGCGCCUUAUUCGCAGGAUCGAAGCCUCGAGGAGCAGAAAUCCCCGUCGACGAACGAAGAAUCUUCCACAAACGAACAUAUCGACAUACUUAAUGAUUCCUACGGAGACCCUCGUGUCGAGGAAGAGGAGAUUCCGGGGUCGCUGAUCCGCCGGGACAAAUCGUCGCCCUCCGAAACGCUCGAAGAGGCCGACUCGAAGCUGGAGGACUCCCGUCUCUCCGACGACGGCGUCAUCAGCCAGUCCGAGAUGUCCGCGGAGACGGCCAGCACGCAGGAAUUCCUCGACACGGAACGCCGCGUGCUGAACGAGGAAUCCGAUCACGAGACACCGCAGAUCGUGGUGACGUCGGAGAUCACCGAAUCGCAGGCAACGUCGGAAUCGAUCCUGGAGAACGAAAGUUCGCCGGAGUGUCCCGUAGCGGAGGACACGCAGAAUCCGGUGGACGAGUCCUCGAGCGAGUUCUCGGCGUCGGACUCGACCUUCAUCGAGAAGACCGAGGUCGUGGUGUCGGACACGAGCGUGACGAUCUUCUCGGAGACGAGGCAGCUCGUCGCCGGGCAGAUCGGGAAUCUCGACUCGUGGACCACGGUCGAGGAGGCCACGAAAUCGCCGGGCGAAAGAGACGUGCCGACCGCGGCGGAACGCGGCGGUGACGUUAACGACGCGACGUGGGGCGACAACGAGGGGAAGCAAGACGAUUGCCUCGCACCCUCGUCCCCCCGCGCGCCCCUGGCCACCCCGGACGAGACGGAGACGAGCGAUGUUUCUAACGCCUGCGACAGCGAGAGCCGCGAGGAAACGGUGACCACAAGUUCCGCCGUGGUGACCUCCUCGAAGGGCGGGACCAAAACGAAGAAGAAGAAGAUCGAGGGCGUCGCUGGAAACGAUGCCACCUCGCCGAACCUUACGCCGCGCACAAAGAAAACCAAGAAGAGCAAGAAGAACGAUCUCGAGAAGGAGAACAUCUCCGUGAACUGUAGCUUACGAGACGCAAGCAUGCAUACGGGCACUCGGCGAUCGCAUUCGGAGAUGAUCGAUUUUUCCGACGAGGACGAUUUAUCGAACGUCAAUGUUAAGUCAUUGACACAGAACUAUGUCUCGGAGACGAGUCGUAGCGAUCAGGAGAAGUUGCGCAGGGAGCGGAUCGCGACUGGCGUAUCCAUCAAGCAAUUAUGUCGCAGCUUUGGCGACAUCUCGAACAUGAGCGACGGCGAUCAGGCGACCUUCGGGAAAGCGAGCCACGCGAUGGAAACCGAGGAGAAAUCAAGCUUUAACAAAUUCGACGCUCUUACGAAGAAGACAGUUCUUCACGUACGUUCGGUCGAUGCGGCGAAAGUCCAACAGCAGCUGAAUGCCGUGGGCCAGAAUGCCGAUGCGAAUACGAAUUGUCGCAGCUGCGGCAAGGUCGUGUUCCAAAUGGAGCAGACAAAGGCCGAGGGUCUGGUCUGGCACAAGAAUUGCUUCCGGUGCGUGCAGUGCAGCAAGCAGCUCAAUGUAGACAAUUAUGAGAGCCACGAGAGCACGCUCUACUGUAAGCCACACUUCAAGGAGCUCUUCCAACCGAAACCGGUCGAGGAGUCCGACCAGCCCGUGCGACCUCGAAAGCCGGAGCUGAUCAUACGGGAGAACGAGCCGAAAGAGUUGCCGCCCGAUGUGGUCAGAGCUUCCGACAAACCCGAUCUGGGACUCGAGGAACUCUCAAGCCUGAACGUCAAGUCGCGCUUCCAGGUCUUCGAGAAAGCCAGCACGGAGAACGCCAAUGAGAUCGAACGAUCGCCGUCACAGAUCGCCGUCAAGAGAUCGCCGAGUAUUCUCAGCAAACUGGCCAAAUUUCAGGCAAAAGGCAUGGACAUUGGUGUAGCGGACGAAUCUCUCAAUGGCAUACCCUACGAGGAAUCCAGCGAAAGUGAGGACGAAGCGGAGACGGAGGAAACCGAAGAAGUGGAAACCGAAAUCGUAAAGUCAAAACGCACCACGCGCGAACGACCGAUCAGUUUUUCGAAGAUGGACGACAUCAAGAAUCGUUGGGAGACCACCAGCCAACAGGGAAGGCGCGAGGUUCAGCGCGAGGCUAGGAAGGAAGAAAUCGCAGGAAUCCGCUCGCGAUUAUUCUUGGGCAAACAGGGUAAAAUGAAGGAGAUGUAUCAACAGGCGGUAGCCGGAAGCGACCGCGUUACGAAGAUAAACGCGGCGGAGGAGAUCCAGCACUCGACUGCCCACGCUCGUUCCCUCAAAGAGAGAUUCGAACGGGGCGAGCCAAUCGCGGCCUCGGACGAUGAAACUGACAGUAAACCGAAACCGGAGAAAGCCGACGAGGAGGUGAUCGCAGCAGGUAUCAGCAGGAAGUCACGGUCGCUCUUUUUGGAACUGGACGCCUCUGCAGCGAAAACAGGACGUCCCGUGACGCCAGUCCAUCCAAAAACGCCAACCGAAACUCCACGACGUGCACGUGACGCGUUCAUGGGCCGUCAAGUCUCAGACGAUGUGGUGCGCAGCUCGGACACGACCGAGGAGGUCCACGUAGAAACGUCGGAAAUUACGAACAAGUUCAAAUUCUUCGAGACUUAUAAGGAACCGGAGAAACAGCGGAAGCAGUUUCGCAUUACGCCGCCACGCGACGGUCAAGUCAAGAUGGAUUCACCGGAUCGCGAGAUUUACCGCGAUCCAGACGUGGUCAGAGCCGACGACAGGGUGGACGAGGUGGUGCACACGGACACGGCGAGGAAGAUGCUGUCCAUAUUUCGGCAGAUGGAGGAAAACGCGUCCAAGGAAGAACUGCCGGAUGGUCCGAAACCCUUGAAACGCUUCACACCGCCUCCCGAGGAUAAAUUCGCCAAAGCGACGGCUUCGGAUUCGGAGGAGGGCGAGGACGAAGAGGGUGAGGAGUCCGACGGUGACGAAAGCGCCGAGGAUAGAGAUCCCAACUACGUUCGUGCUUCUGACAAGGUGGAGGACGAGUUCUUGAAACAGGCGCAGAACGCGGCGCGCGCCAAGACCCUACGUGCUAAGUUCGAGCAUUGGGAGGAGACCGACGGCAAGGUCAGCAAUCACCAUAUCGCCGAAAUGGAGAUAGCCCAGGGUACGGGCGAACAGUCCAGCAUAGAGUCGGCGAGCAGUCUCAGAGCUCGUUUCGAGUCCCUCGGCUCGCAGGCCAACGAGUCUCCGCGCGCACCGAAGGUCAAAGUCAAUCGAUUUGUGGAGAUCCAGACGACCUGCGCGGAGGUGUGCGAGAGCUGCGAGAAGAAGGUCUACCCCUUGGAGAAGGUCGAGACAAAUAACAAAAUCUUCCAUAAGCAAUGCUUCCGGUGUCUCCAGUGCAAUUGCAUUUUAAGGAUGGACUCCUUCACUCUGAAUAACGGCAAGCUGUACUGUAUCCCGCACUUCAAGCAACUCUUCAUCACACGGGGAAACUACGACGAGGGCUUUGGCGUCGAUCCGCACAAGAAUAAAUGGGCGACGACGAACUCCAGCAACUCCACGAGCCCGUCGCCGAUCGCGGUUUCGAACGGCGAUCUCUGAUUUUCCAAGUCUUCCACCUCAAUCCUUUCCCUAGCUAUACAUCGCUAUUGAAUUUUAGUCGAAUUUUAUGAAACGGAUAUUGAAUUUUAUGAACGGAUCUAGAAUGGAGAUUUGAAGGGAAUUGUCCCUCUCGGAAGUACAUUGCGGGAUGGUUCAACCACCGUGGAAGAGAUAAAAUAUAUCUUUUACGAUUUUGACGUUUCCCUCGUGGGCAGUAAGCUAGAUCCGCCUAUAGUCGGAACGCGAUGAUGAAUACGAUAAAUUGUACAUUUUUAUUACGUUAUUCCCGCGUAAUUGUAUAUUUAAUGGUAAUUGGAAUCAAUCGCGAUGAGAUCGGAGACUCGUUUCGGUCUCCCUGCACGCGAAAAUCUCUUUAUCUGUUCGAAUUUUUCUAAUCUUGCCAGGCACGCUGAACAAAUGAAUCGAAAGGAUGCCUACGAUCGACGAUCGCAUUUUCUUCGUUGUUCGAGAACGUAAAUCGAGAACGCAAAUACGAUUUAGGCUGCGGUCCACUUAACACUACAAAUGCUUCGAAGCAUUUUUCUUCUCCUUUCUUUCAAUGAACAAAGAAAAUAACAAAGAACGCUUCGAAGCAUUUGUAGCAUCAAAUGAACCGCAGCCUCAAAUUGUACUGAGGAAGUGACAAAAAAUACGCGCGUUUUUUUGGUCUGUUAAAUCACGCUAAACUGAAGUGUAUUCUAAACUUUAUAAUGAAAACUCAAUGAAAAAGAGAAGAAAUUGAUUCCGAUAUGCGAUGUGCUACAGAAUGUUUUUUCAAUUCUAAACCUUAUUGUCAUCGCUCACUAUAAAAAUUUGCUUUUGAUAUUUGUUACUAUUAUUAUUUUAUUGAUUUUAUUAUUAUUAUUAUAUUAUAAUUAUUAUUAAUAUUAUUUACGUGCGUCGCACUUGGUAUUAUUUUAUUAUAUAUGUUGUAUAAUACAAUAUUACAUUACGCUUCGUGAAUCUUGUAUCCGAACCUGUCCCUCAAUAAAUAAGAGUUUUAUACAUC